GGAGCUGCAACAAAUUUCAUUACUAGAAGUCAAGCAGUGCGGAAAUUGCAACUUAGUUUGGCCGAUUUUAGACGAUUGUGCAUACUCAAGGGAAUAUAUCCACACGAACCAAAGAAUAAAAAGAAAGUCAGCGGUGGUGAUACUGCUUUCAGGACGUACUAUUACAUUAAGGACAUCAAAUAUCUUGCUCAUGAACCAAUUAUUAAUAAAUUCAGAGAUCAUAAAAUCUUCGUUCGAAAGUUAAGACGUGCAAUCGGUCGUAAAGAAGACGAUAUCGCAUCAAAAUUAAAUGAGAAUAAACCGGUUUAUACACUAGAUCAUAUUGUGAAGGAAAGAUAUCCCUCUUUUAUUGAUGCCUUAAGAGAUUUGGAUGACGCCAUUUCAAUGUUAUUUCUCUUUUCUUCUAUGCCUCAAACCAGUAAAAUCCAGGCAACUGAAUUCAUGCAUUAUGUUAUUCAAUCUAGAAGUCUUCGUAAGGUCUUUUUAUCGAUUAAAGGGAUAUACUAUCAGGUAGAGCUACAAGGUCAAAAUGUAACGUGGAUAGUGCCUUACAAGUUUUCAGAACAGGUUCCUUACGACGUUGACUUUCGUGUUAUGCUUACCUUUCUUGAGUUCUAUAUUACUCUUCUUGGCUUUGUAAACUUCCAGCUGUAUCAUAGUAUCAAUUUAAAAUACCCCCCUCAGCUAGUACGUGAUAGAGCAGCUUUAAAUCAUGUAGCUGUGGAAAACUAUUGUAUGAGCGAUGAAUUAGAGGAUGAGAUCUUAAUUGCUCUCAAUCAAGAUAUAACCAAAUUUGAAUCAGCUGAAUCUGAUACCCCGGAAAUAGAUGAAUUUCCAAUUGAUGAAGAUGCCACUCAGAUGAAAGAAAAAAUGGAAGAAGAGAAAAAAUUUUCAAAAUUAUUCGAAGGACUAAAAUUUUUCUUAUCGCGAGAAGUUCCACAAGAAGCACUGGUGUUUGUAAUUAGAUGCUUUGGAGGUCAAAUUUCUUGGGAUUCACUGACUUCUAUUGGAGCUUCAUAUGAAGAAACUGAUGAAAGUAUAACCCACCAAAUUGUGGAUCGACCAUCUCAAAAGCAUCAGUUUUUAUCUCGGUACUAUGUUCAACCUCAAUGGGUAUUUGAUUGCGUUAAUGCCCGAACAUUACUCUCAGAAGUUGAAUACUUAGCUGGUAUCGUUCUGCCGCCUCAUUUGUCACCAUUUGUAGUUGAAGAAGAAGGGGACUAUGUCCCUCCGGAACGACGACAGUUGCUCAAUCAAACAAGUGAAGAAGUGGAAAUAGAAGAAGAGAAUAAAGGUACGCAUCCUUAA
Molecule: messenger RNA, 1308 nt
Organism: Trichoplax adhaerens
Lineage: Eukaryota; Metazoa; Placozoa; Uniplacotomia; Trichoplacea; Trichoplacidae
Exons: 13
Biological process (GO): maturation of LSU-rRNA from tricistronic rRNA transcript (SSU-rRNA, 5.8S rRNA, LSU-rRNA); ribosome biogenesis
Cellular component (GO): PeBoW complex; nucleolus
Molecular function (GO): RNA binding
Source: RefSeq, a predicted model, not a curated record